AUGAAUUUUCUUAAUGACACGGGUAAAGACAAACUUUUGUUUUCAAUGGGUACCGGGAUUUUGAUGCCAUUGUCUGACAUACCAAAAGAAUUGAACACUAAAUUAUCAUGUUUUCUAAAACUUGAGAGUGUUAAAAUUACUGAUAGUAAUUAUAAGUUCAUGCUUGUAAAAUUGGAAGCAUCUAUAAAUCCUUUUCAAGACAUAAAAACAGUAACCGAAAAUGUAAGUAAUAUGUGCAUGCUAAUUUUAAAGCGAAUUAUUUUAAUAACUGUUUCAUUUUGAAUACCUAGACUUUAGCACAUUUGUCUGCAAAUAGAGAUAUUUUUAAAAAUUAUUCACACGACAUUGAAGUAGCCUUUCAGGACAGGCUUAAUGAUUUUCUAACCAACUUAAAAAACGUAUUAUCUGCACAGAACAAAAACCGCAUAACCUUAGUAAUGCCUUUUGGAUUUGAAAAUAUCGAUAUUGCUUUAAAAAACAUCGAAACCAGGUAAUUAUGCUUUUCGUAUUAUUUCGUAACUAUUAACAUUUUUAAUGUAUUAUAUAAUUAUAAAAAUAAAUACAGUGUUCCGUAGUAUUCGUACCUUAAAUGUUUUCCACUCGGGGGAGGGGUGGCAAUUUAUUUUCUAUAUUCCUAACGGUUUUUUCUAAAACAUUUAAAAAUAAAAACAAAUACACCUAACCAUGAGAUCGACUUUAAUUUCUAUCACGGUAACCAGUCAACCAGAUUACUCCUGAAUCUUUAUUAGUUUGUAAUGAUUUUUGGUUGAUUCCAGUACAUAGGUAACCAAAAUUACCUUUCAUUUUACUUUAUUUUUUUCUAGUGAUGGAAAAAUGAUAGACGAAGUAUUAAAACUAAGACUAGAAGAACAAGUAUACGUGUGGUUUAAACAAAUUAGUACUUUGGUAAAAAUUAUGCCAGAUUCGAUUCUUGAACAAGAUCCCAAUGCAACGCAUGCUAAUUNAAUCGGCGAUUACUUGUUAGUGACAAAAAGCUCAUCUUUGAGCGUUUAUAGGCAAUUAAUGACCAUUGGGAUGAUUGGUACCUAAAUAAUAAUACAAUAUAAUAUAAUUAUUAUUAAAUUAGUUUUAUUACUUAUUAAUAUUAAAAAACAUAAAAACUUCAGUUUUUGUCUAAAAUUCAACUAUAUUAAAAAAAUUCAUCGUUGUAUUGUUUUCAAAUAGAAAAAAAGAACACGAAACUCAUCAACAUGUUCUUAGGGACACUCACUAAACCUAUCAAUAAGAUUGAAAGUAACGGUUUGGUCGAGUCAAAAUUAGAAUUGUCUGCGUUAUGGAGGACAUUGGUACUUAUAUGGAUAAACUGUUUAUGUUUUCAAAAUUACAACAAUAUUGUCAUUUUUGUAAAAUGUAUAUGUAACACGAUCAUAGCUGAGGUAAAUAUUAAUAUUAAUGACAUUUAUUUUAAUGUAAAUUUUUAAAAAUAUGUAUGAUGUUUUCAGUCAUCCAGACACGCAGAAGGGAAUUCUACGUUUCAAGGUGAACCAGCGGAGAACAUACACAAGAUUAAUGACGUUCUAGACAUCAUAAGUUAUUUCAAGUAAACCAAAUUAAUAGUUAAUACGUUAAUAAUAUUAAUGCAUUAGGUAGGUAAAUUAUGUAUGUUGCGGUAAUAUAUAAUCUUAUUUUUCGCAGAAAUCAAUUCAAAAUUGUUCAAAUGGGAUAUCUCUCUGAAAAAUUUGAAAAAUUCAAAUUGAAAAAUCCUGUGUUACGCAAUUUGAAACCACGUUACUGGAACUUUCGUACAUGCGAUUUGUUUGAAAGACUUGACGCAUUUGAGGAGAGGUUAAAUUGCCUCAAGGUGAGUAAGAAAUUAUACCAAGUAUCCUUUGAGAAUUCUAUACUAAUACGUAUUGAUUUUAAAAGUUAAGAUGCAUAAUUUUAUAUAAUUCAAACAGAAAUAAUAAAACAUGUUUAUUCUUCCACAUUUUACUAUAUAAUUUGAUGAUUAAUCUUUCAAUUUUUUUAAAUGCAUAGCAAAAAUAAAAUAUUUAUAUUAUAUUAUAAUUUAAUAGUAUUACUCCCAUCUUCUAGUCAACUUAUAUGAAAACUAUAAUCAUUUUUCAAGUAGGUAUUUCUAGUUUAGGUAUUAUUUGUUCUGCAAUUUUUUUUAUAACAAAAAUAAAUUUUGUCGACGUUUCGAUAAGUCUUAUUCCUAUUAUAUACACCGUACUUUGUGCUGUACGGUGUUUCACCGUUUUUGUGUUCAUUAAUAAUAUUGUUCCAAUAUUAUUUAUUAUCUUAUAUAUGAUUUUUGAAUCGUGCUACUGCAUUGACUAUGGUACAUGUAUACGUAAGUAGGUACAUCGUAAUAUUCGAUACAAUUAAAGUUUCAAUAAUAUUAUAUUAUUUGUCAAAAAUCAAUUUCCUACAUAUUAUAAUCACCUGUAUGAAAAUAUAGUAUCUGAUACUCACAAUAUAUUUAUUUUUAUUCUGUGCGUUUCAGUCUAUGCUGCUUAACUUUAUCGAUUAUCAAAAAUUAGAAAAAAUCGAAGUGAGCGGACUCAUGAGCCGUAUGUAUACGCCAAUGCUCGAACGCGUGUUUAUUAGGUAUUCAAAGUACCUAGAGUUAAUGAGUUCCAUUGCGUACGAUCCAUUGGACCUGUUUAACGAAGAGCCAAAUAAAUUGUUUCUGGAGAAUCAUAAUUACUAUGUAAACUUAUCAAAUGAUAUUGACCAUCGUUUAGCCACUCUGGCCAAAUCAUGUUACGAAAACAGUAACGAUUUAAUGGCACUCCAUAAGGUAUAUUUCCUAUAUCUUUCUAUAUUUAUGUAGAUGUUUUUAUGUAUAAAAAAUAUUACGUUGACAGUCGAUUUGCGUACACCAACCUGAAGUGCAAGGACGCGACCCGUUUCACCCAAUAAUAGACCUUUAUUAUUUCGUUCAAAUACGUUAUUAAUAAUUUUAAAAUUAAGUUGGCAAUGGUUUUUUAAAAAUUAUUUAAAAAGUCAUUACAAAAUAGAAAUAAUAAUUAUUUUAAAUGUCUACACAUGAUUUUUACACUCAUACCAAGUUAUUUUACCAAAUCUAAAUAUGUGUAUAAAUGUAUUAUUUUUAAAUUAUAUCCUCGUCUUUCUUUCGUUUUUUUGUCUUUUUUUUAGUGGGUUGGGAGAGAAUUUCAACGCUACAAAUUUGUAUAAAAUAAUAAAAAAAUAAUUUCUCAUAUACAUUUUUAAAUAAUGUUCUAUUUGUUUCAAUUGUUAUUAUAAUUCAAAAACAAUGGGAAUGGUCAAAUUUGGACGAAACAGGUCCCACCUAAAGUAUAAUAAUGUAAAAAGUUGAUUUAUGAUAUGCACAUAUUGUGACUACUUUCAGUUCUUAUUGGUGUUCGGCGUGGACUUGUUGGAAAAACCGAUCAUAGCAGAUUCCGUGAAAGAACACAAAGAAAAAAUAUUGAACCUGCUGGAAACAGAAUUGACCUAUCAGUUGGUGAGCCAUCUCUUAUUUUUGGUAUUUAAACUAUAGGUACGAUGUUUUAACCAAACCCGUAUUGGCCGUGGAUACUUGAUUUAUAGAAAAUCCUCGAUUCGGUGACGAGAACAAAGAUCACCAGGGAAGUUGAUAGGAAUGACUAUUACGAGUCACGUCUCAUACCCGAGAAAAUGGACCUACGGUAUCCGCCGGUGGCCAGGAUAAUAAUAUGGGGCCACUCGCAGAAAAAUCGGUUAAUGGAAAAUGUCCUCUCAACGCGGAGUUUAGAACUACCGUAAGUGUAUCAUUAUGUCGGUAUUUGGGUUUGGUCGGUCAAAAUAGAGCUGAUACUGGAGAUAUACCUGGUAUACGUUACUAGCAAUGUGAACGUGCCCGUGCAAUGUGAACGGCAGAUAUAAUACCAAAAAUAAAAUGGUCUAAUACUCAUCUACAUGUAUACAGGUUGUCCCAAGAAGAUAUACCCCUUUAAAACCGACGUUAGUUAGGGAAUAAGCUACAGGCGUUCCGCAAUAACAUAGGUUUUCACACGGAUUAGUAGAAAUUUAAACGGCUGUUACUUUGAAACUAUUCAUCGGAUAUAAAUGUGUGAUGCAUUCAAAUUUCCAAAAAAAAUAAAUACUACCGAAUGGCUAUCUUAAUAUUUUCCGUAAAUAAUAAAAUAAAGUUAUUUUUUAAUUUUUUAUUAAAAAGAAAAAAUUUAGUUCAAAUAUAAAUAUUUACAGUCCUCAUCCCUGUGAGUAAUGUAAAAAAAAAAAAACAGAAUUUGAUUAUCUUUAUUAUCUUAGUGGAGCCUUAAGCGACGCUUUAAGGAGAUAUUCAAGGGGUAAAUCUUCUUGGGACAGACUGUACGUUACUGACUGUUACGAUAAAAGUAAGAAUACCAGUAAAACCUAUGAUUUAUCGGUAAAUCUUAGGUUUUAUUUUUAAUUAAUUUAUUAAUUUUUUUUUUUAUUUGUGCACAACUUUUCUACCUGAAAUCGUGCUCCAAUUUUUAAGUGUAGCACUUUUUUUUAAAAGAAAAGAUGUUGCGAGGUACUUUAGAGAGGUAAUCGAUUUUCUCAAGAAAUUUUUCAUCAAAUGUGAAAAACCGAAAAAGCGGAGGAAUAACGAGAAAGUGUACGAAAUAAAAUGUAGAUAUUGGUUAAAAACAUUACACCCUUCUUUUUUUCUUGUGAACAAAUUUUCUACCAGCGAUUUUGCUCUAAUGAUAGCACUUUUUCUGAAAUUAAAUCUAAUGGGAAAGGUACUUUAAGGUGGUCAUUAUUCGAUUUUCCCAAGAGUUUUCCCAGCAAAUGUUUUUCACAUUUUUCACCGGGAACAAACAGGGAAAACUGGGAAAUACGAUAAAAUCGGAACAACAUUAAACAAAUAUUAUUAAAGAAAAUAUAUAAUGCCUACUUAAUUAUUUUACUAUGAUAUGACAUAUAUAUUGUUGACGAAGCAUCACUAUCAACUGAACUCCGCUCAGAAUCGUUUUUUCUUUAGCAAUGGUUUAUCGUUGCUUACAGGUAUAUAUUAAACUAUUUAUCACAGUAGCUGCACCGGUUUCCAUAAUCCUAGGACAGUUUAUAUAUAUAUUAAUUUUUAAGUACUGCUUAAACAAUAUUUUUAUAUUUUUAAAUAUUUUGUUGAUUAUCUUUGCAGCAUUAUGAAUUGUGCUAAAGCCAUUCAGAUCGAAUUAAAAAUUAAAGAAUUAAACCGUAGACUAGAAGACUAUGUACGCAAUAAAUUUGACGAAUGGACGCGUUUUGUGCCUAUACAAAUCAAGGAGAAAAUUGAAUACUCACCGUUUAAAAUUAACGAAGAUGAAACAAUCGAAAUGAAUUUCCCAAAAGAAGUAAUAAAGUUGUUAUGAUAUCUUUCAUACCAGUUAUUGAUAUGAUGUGGUAUUGAUAAAUAAAAUAUUAUAAUGUUUUAUUUUAAGCUCGAUGCUGCUAUCAAAGAAACCCGAUAUAUGUUAAUGGGAGAAUUAUAUUACAAAAACCCGUUGUUGACUAUUACCACGAGAGAUAUACCACACGAAGCGAUUGAGCUCUAUAAAAGAGAGAGAAAGAUUAUAUCUUACAAACACGAUAUUGAAGACAUAGUUAAUUGGUCAGUAAUAAACAUCAGUAUGAGAGUGUGUAACGUUAUAAAUUAUUUAUUAAGUAGGUAUGCCUAUUCGAAAUAUAGGUAGGUAUUAUUUAGAACGAUUAAAUAAUAGAAAUUAUUUCUUAUUCUAUUGUCACUUAAUUCUAUUAAAUUAAUUUAUUAUUGUUAACAAUUGAAUUGUAUAUGAUUGCACUUGGUCUGUUUUCUGGUAACAUCUAACUACAAGUUUAAUUCCGUCGUACGCUUGGGUCGCUUGGGGUUAAAUAAUAAUAUAAAUACAUAUGAUACGGUAGAAUCGGAAGUAGGUAUAGAAAAACAUUAAGUUGAACAAUAACGAAUUACACAUGAAAUAGUACAUAUUUGAACUAUUAGGUCCAUAUUUUGGUAUACCUUACCGAUGCGUUAUUUUUGUUUAUGUCAUUUAAUAAUCGUAUGUAUUAACUAGACUGUUUGUAUAUGUAUAGGUAUAAUACGCUGAAAAAGGAUACUCACCCAGCAGAAUUACAGUUAAUCAUUAACUACGUCGAGGAAAUUGAUAACCUUAUUAACGACGCUCAAAUGUUUGUCACGUGGAACUCCGAAGGUAAAUAAAAUGUUUUAAUUUGAUACGAAUCCAUACAAGGAUGUAGCUAAACAUUUUAUCAGGGGGAGGGGGCAACGAAUAGCCAAGACAUUUUUAGUGUUUUUGUACGUAUAUUUAAAUAUUUUUACUCACGUCGUGUUAAAUUUUAGAUUCUAAAGCGAUUAAAAAUGUUUAUGAUUUUACAAAGAUAUUUAUUUUUUUUUUCUGUGGACAAAUUUUCUAUUAGAAAUUUGCUCCGACUUUUAAUGAUAGUAAUUUUUUUAAAAGAAAAUUUCAUUGUGGAGGUACUUUAAAGAAGUCGUUUUCCGAUUUUAUCAGCAAAUGAUUCAAUUUUUUUUUUUUUUACGUACUAUAGUUUUAGCCAGGUCUAUCAAAUCUAUCUCCUAUUCGAUGAAAAACUUCCUAAAAAGCUUUUAUAAGAUCUUUUACUUCAACAUCUACAUUUUGACGAUAGGUUUUUAAGACACUUACUAAGAAUUUUUUUACGUGACCUGCACAUGUGAAAACAUUCAAAAUUUUGCCUGUAGGGCAUUAACAAUAAGCUAUAAUAAAGAAUAAUUUUAUUUUUAUAUGUACACAAAGUAUACACGUAUUUUAAACCUAUGUAACCUAAACUAACCGAAUGUUUUAAACUAGCAGAGUUAUUUCCAUGAUAAGUAUGAAAAAAACAAAUUGUAUUUAAGCACGAGAAAUAUUCGCGUCUAUUCCUUUUCCAAUUUAAAAUUUCGUUAACAUUUCAUAUUUGUUAGCUAAUAACAGGAAGGGGCACUUUCCCCCUACACUGGUUACGCUCUUGAAUACAUACAUAAAUAGGUACCUAUAAUAGAUAUACUAUUAUGUUUAUAAUUUAGAUUUAGUGUANGAAAACGAACAGCAGCCUCUGCUUACAAAAAUAGAAGCAACAAUUGGAGCUAUUCAUAGUUUGACUAAGAGCGUUUACGAACGUUUAAUGCAAAUUAAAGACAACUUCAAAAAAAUAAAAUUACUGAGCAGUCAGUGGGAAAAUACACCAAUGUAUUUGCGCGAAAAGACCACGAAGCUUAUAAUGCUUGGCGACCGGUUGACCUACUUCAAAACCACUAGGUACAAGGAAAUAGAUGAUGCUAGUUCAAAGAUACACCAAUUACUCAAGGAAGACCUUUUGCUGUUUCACAAUGUGCCUUUAGUGGACCCGAAUCGGGGUAAAUUAUAAAUUAGCUAAUAAGGUCGAUAUGCUGUUGACAUAUAAUAUUUGUUUUUUCAUACAAUGAUAACAAACACGUUGAGAAUACAAUCCCGGGAUCUCGGAAUUAAUUGGAACCAAUCCCAGGAUACUCAUAAUAAUCCAGGGAUUUCAUUUAAAAUUUAUGAUUUAAAAAGACAAAUAAAUUUAGAAAAUUGAUUUUUUUUUUUUUUUUUGUAUAGAUAGGUAUAUGUUUGUUUGAACAAAAUUUUAAUAAUUUAAUAUUAUUGAAUAGUCGAUAAUAGUAUGUAAUAUUAUAUUAUAUACGAUGUAUAACAGAACAAAUAUGAAUUCUAAAUAUUAUAAAAAUUAGUAGGUUGAAAAUUGUAAUUUAAUUUUGUAUUUAUUUUUUUUUUUUUUCUAAUGACUUAAUAAAUAAAAAAUACUUGAAAAUUCGAUUGAAAAAUAGCAAAUAUCUGAUAUUGGUAGCAGUCAACAACGCAUAUUAUGGUUCGAUUCUAGUGUGCUAAUGGACAUUAUGGACAUUUAAAUGCUGAUUCGCACACUAGUUCUUCCAUUUUCAAAUAAUUUCUUGUUUAAUUAUUUACUGAUAUGCAUAAAAUAUUUUAUUAUUAAAUAUAUGUGUGCUUAUUGUUUCUAUUAAUUUAUAAUUAUUAUAUUUUAUAUUUUAUGUUACAACAUUUUAUAGUUCGUAACUAUCUCGAAAACCCCGGAAAUAGCUACCCACUAAUUCCAGGAUUUUCAUGAAAAAAAUUAACGGGACCACGGGAUUUUAUUCUCUAAAUUCUAUCUUGUAUUAUACAAUAUAUACCGUGUACAUUAAAAAGGUUUCUUCUAUUGUGCUACACUAUUUUAGAAUAUGAUUACAACGAUGAAAUGGAUGUCGAAAUUCAAGAAGAAGUAGAAGAGGAAAGUGUAAAACCGAAGCUUUUAAAAGAAGAGCAAGAAGAAAUAAUAGACUCUGUUUUAGGAGAAUCUAUUAACGAAACGGAGUCUGUUUAUUUAAAUGAUGAAGAAAACCCAGAGGAAGAAGAAAAUCAGCUAUUAAACGACGAUCAAGACGAAGAAAUGAUGUUUGAUGAAAUGGGAGAAGAAGAAAUAAAAUUGAAUUACAUUGAUACUCAGGUGGAAAUAAUAUUAUCAGACCUCGGAAGAAAAUUAUUAUGGGAAGAAUAUAAAAAAUAUGUAGACGAUGCAGUUUUUGAGUGUUUACAAAAUGCUAUUCUAAUCAGGUAAUUGACAAAACUGUAAAAAACUAAAAAAGAAAGUAAUUUCUUUUGGUUUUCCAAGCCUUUAGAAGCCCUUUCCCGGUAGGAAAAACCGGAAAAAAUAUCUGAGAAAUGUACGUACUUAUAAAAAAAACUUCGCUACCAAUCGUUUUUUGUUAGCAAUGGUUUAUCGUUGAGUACAGAUAUAAAUUAAAUUCUCCUUUAUAUACUUCCAUCCCAACUUCUAAUCUACAACAGUGACCCACCCAUCGUGCGAAGUAUAUCCGUCUUUUUUAUAAUUAAUUUUUCAAAUAAAGGUUAAUUUUAUAAAUUCGAAUAAAUACAUUUUAUAGAUUCGUAAUGUUUAAUUGUUUUCGUAUUAUUAUUAAUAUUAGAGGCGUAUAGAAACUAAACUAUACGUCAAUAAAUUUACCUAUUACAAUUGAUGUUUUAUAAAAACUAAUGUUUUAUUUAUGUUUAGUCUAAAGUAUAUUCAUCAAGACUUAAAAAAUGUACAAGAAUGUACUGCAAUAUUUAUGGCUAUGUAUGUUCUCAAUAAAAAUGGUCCAAUUUUUUCGCCCGAUUUCAAUAUUAAUAAUAAUCCUAAUUUCUAUGGAAUUAUUGAUUCCUUACUUGAGGACAUAGUUGAAAUGGGAUUGCACAUGAAACGAAUUGCCGAAGAGUAUCCAUCGUACAAUGUAUGUAUAUUAGUAAUUACAGUGUUAAAUUAAUUAUUUACUUAUGAUAAAAAAAAAAUGUAUUGUUAAUUUCACAUUACAGGUAGAUAUUAGAGAAACAAGCGAAGUAAAGGAAUCGAUAUAUUCCAUACUUACCCAAGUAAAAAUUACAAUUACAAAAGUAAGACUUAAGUAUAAUAACUAUUUAUAAAAUAUACUUAGUAUAGAGGUAUUAUUGUAAUUGGCGGUUUCUCAUCACUAGUUUUCCUAUAAUUAAUUUGAAGUUUACCUAUACACGCAUAACCUAAUCAAAAACCAACUUUUACAUAUAAUACCUAUAUUUAUUUGUUUGACUUUGUUGAUUAAAUAAUUAAUUCUGUUAUACUUAGGCCCUUGACUAUAUCUCUCAGUAUAAAGUUUACUCUUCGGUAUGGCUUACUAAUAAGAACGACGCAUUGUCAUUGUUUUUAACAUAUGGCAAAGAUCUGACCGAUGAUGAAAUGAAUCUACGUUUUGAAAUGGACAAAGAAGGAAAUCUAGUUGUACCUCAUUCUUUUCCGAAACUUAGUUCGUUCAAGGAAAAAGUAUACAAAAAAAAUAUUUUUUUUUUUAGUUACAUCGACUCAAUAACAUUAAUUUUUAAAUUUAGAUUGAUUCGUAUGAUAAUCUUUAUCAAAAAAUCAAUAAAAUAGUUGAAAUUAUCACACUUGAUUAUUGGUUAACUAUUGAUAUUAAUCCAUUUAAAAAAGAUCUUUUAAGUUUAGUUGCUAGUUGGUCAGACUUAUUUAAAACGUAUUUGGUUGAUGAUGUGGUGAACAGGUAAAAUGAGAAGAAUUAGUAAUUAAUAGUUUUUUUCUCGUUUACUGUGAUUUUUUUUUUUAUGUAUUUUAGUCUCCGCUCGUUACUCGAGUUCACCAAAAAUACAGAUAGUGGUCUUUUGAAACCAUUAGAAGAAGGAGAUUAUGAUGGCCUGGUGAAUGUCAUGGGUCAUUUAUUUAGAGUUCGAGAAAAACAAGAACAAUAUGACUCAAUGUUUGAGCCAUUAGCAAAUACAUUACAUCUGCUUAAAAUCUAUGACGUAGAAAUGCCAGAGGAUGUGUAUUCCCUAAUGCAGGUCAGAUCAUUAUUAUUGUACUAUAAAUUUUAAUUACCCCGAGUAUCUGUUUUAAUUAAUAAUUUUUUAUUUGCGAGGUUAUUUACAUAUUUUUUGCUUUCUUAGGAAUUGCCAGAAAAAUGGAAUACAACCAAGAAAAACGCAAUGACCACCAAAUCACAAGUAGUACCUUUAAUUCAAAUCGAAGGAAUAAUAAUAAGUAAAAGAAUUAUUUUAUUGAGCAUACGGGAGACUUUGUUCAAAAAUAAUUUCUUAACCAUGCCCCAAUUUGAGUAAGAAUUUGUAAUUUUGUAUUUUAAUUCUUUUAGAAAUGAGUAUUAACAGUUCGUAAAUAACUUUAUGUAUUAUAGUAUAAAUUGUAAAAAUGCGUAUUCAGAGAUAGAUAAGACAAAUAAAGAUUUAAUGGAAAUACAAGAUUUGCAUGAUAAAUUACUUUCUCAAGCUUUAUUAUUUGAAAUAACACAACCAGAAGCUGGAAUUUUGGAAUCAACUAAAUCACAUUUACAGCUAAAUAAACAGCUAUGGGAUUUCAUUUAUUUGGUUAAAAGUUGGAUAAAUUUAUGGCUGACGACUUUAUGGAUAAACAUAGAUUCUGAAUUUAUGGAUAUGGAACUAAAACGAUAUUCCAAAGAUUUAAAACGUAUACUUAACAUGUUUAAAGGCUUAAAUAUAUUUUGAAUACAUUAUAAUUAAUAACUAAUGUUGAUUUAAAGUAAUGGACAAAGAAAUGCGCGAUUGGCCAUUAUUCAUAGGCAUUGAAAAAGUAGUUAAAACUAUGAUAACUUCGUUGAAGGCAUUAACUGAACUUCAAAACCCAGCAAUGAAAGAUCGGCACUGGGCUGAACUUGUAAAAGUCACAAAUGUAAUAUUACAUAUUUAGAAACUAUUUUAAAUAAAACUAAUUUAAAACUAAUAGAUUUUCACCGUUAAAUUCUUAUAGGUACAAUUUUCCAUUGACAAAACAACUACUUUAAAUGAUUUAGUAAAACUUAAUUUACACGAAUAUGAAGACGAUGUGAAAAAUAUUGUCGAUAUGGCCGUUAAGGAAAUGGCUAUGGAUAAAUCAUUGAAAGAAUUCAAUGAAACAUGGAACGCUAUGCAGUUUGAGUAUCAGCCCCAUUCUAGAACAAAAGUUAAUUUACUUAAAGUACGGGAUGAAAUAAUAGAAACAUUAGAAGAUAAUCAAGUACAAUUACAAAAUAUGAUGAACUCAAAGUUCAUUGGACAUAUGUAUAACGAAGUGUCGAGUUGGCAAGCAAAGUUAAACACUGCAGAUCGUGUAAUAAAUUUAUGGGUAGAAGUUCAAAGAACAUGGGCUUAUUUAGAAGCGAUAUUUAUUGGCUCUGAUGACAUAAGGACACAGUUACCAGAAGACACGAGAAGGUUUGAAAAUCUCGACAGAGAAUUUAAGGUGAAUGAUAAUAUUGAUGACUAUAAUAUAGUUAAUUCAUCAUGAACGUUAUAUUAUAUCGUGGACAAAAUAUAAAGAAAGUCAAAAGUAUUAUUUAAAUAAAAAUUAAUAAAGUAUAGUUACAACUAGUUUUGGCUAUGGACCACCAUCGGGUAACAGAUUAAAUAUGUACAAGAAUGCCGUAUUAAUAAUAGGCAUGAAAUAAAAUUUAAAAAACGACAUAAAUACAUAAUAUAGUACUAUAGAUAAUAAUAUUGUCAUAUUUUAUUUGUUACCUGCAGACAAUGGCCCGUGACCGAAACACCCAAAAUUAGUAAUUUGUAAUCAGCGGUGUUCCCAUAGAUUAUACUACAUAUUAUAUGCCGUAGACGCUUAAAAUUGUGUUGACAUAAUAUCACGGGUAUGCCACUAAAUCCAUCGAGUGCACCGUGCAAAUCUCCCGGUUUCUUAACAUAUUAAUUUUUAAACAAUAAACGAUAAUUGCAUUAUACAACUUUGACCGAAUUUGAUAACCUAAUAAAUUAUGUUUAAGCGUAGAAACCUAAAUUAAUUAAAUACCUAUCUCAAUUUGUAAAUAAUAGUCAACAUGACAUUCUGAAAAUGCAUAUAUUUUAGUACCUAUUUUUAUAUUCGGAGUGUAGCAAGAGAUCUAUUAGUUUUACUAUGAUAUAUAUAUAUUUUUUUUUUUUUAUAUGUGUGUAUGUAAACAACUAUUCUAUCAGAAAUAUAACUCCGAUGUAUAAAGUGUAGUACCUUUUCUGAAAUGAAAUGUUGUCUAGUUGGUGUAUUAAAGAGGUCUUUUUUUGAUUUUCAAAAGGGUUUUCCAAAAAGUUUCGAAAUAUGUAUUUCAAAAUAUGUCUUGUAACUAUAUUAAAUAUGUUUUUUAUUUAAAUAAUACUCAUGGCUUUCCUUAUUUUUUACCCGCAUUGUUUUUUUAGUAUUAAAUCUUUCUUGUUUUAUUAUACACCGUACGGAUAUUUUUUUUUUUAUAUAGGCACAACUGGUAGAUAUAAAAGCUAAUCCAAAUGUUGUAAAAGGCACUA
Cinara cedri is the source of this 12764-nucleotide messenger RNA. The record is from the annotation of a GenBank genome assembly. NCBI's taxonomy places the organism in Eukaryota, Metazoa, Arthropoda, Insecta, Hemiptera, Aphididae.